This is a messenger RNA of Trichomonas vaginalis G3, 573 nucleotides long. Its product is annotated as nucleoside hydrolase family. Lineage: Eukaryota; Parabasalia; Trichomonadida; Trichomonadidae. The coding region runs from base 1 to 573 and encodes 190 amino acids. Gene Ontology annotation, molecular function: hydrolase activity, hydrolyzing N-glycosyl compounds. The transcript has a single exon. The record is from RefSeq and is a predicted model, not a curated record.
AUGAUGGGUGGUGGAAGCUUUGUCACGAAAGAUCAAAAUGAAGACACACCUUUCCCUUUACCAGAAAAGGAUAAAAUUUCAGAAUUUUUGACGAAUGGAAAAUUGAUUCAUUUGUAUCCCAAUCAUAAUGUUUCCGGAGACUCUCUUGCAACAAAGAUAAUAUUUGACUCCAAUAUUAGAAUUAGACUAAUUUGUCAUAGCGUUACAUGCAAUUAUUUCGUCAAAGGAGCUCCAAUUGAUUUUCUCAAAGAAAAAGCAAAAAAAGAAGAAAAUAUUGAAACAGAUCCAGCAACUGUUGUUGGCCUCCUUAUGGUUGAAUGGUUCAAGGUAAGGCAUAGUGAUGUUGGACAAUGCCCUCAUGAUCCAUUAACAAUCCAUGAAGCUGUUUUCGGAGGCGAAAAAAGUCCUUUGAAAUAUGUAAGAGGAAAUUUCGUUUUCCAUGAAUGGGCUGCUUAUUCAACAUUCAUUCCGAACAAUGAUGGCCCUCAUUUUAUGGCUGUUGAAACUAUUCCAAACAAUUCCUUUUUGAAACAACUUGGAGAUUCUCUAAUGAUUGAAGAUUAUCAUAAUUAA